GGGCCGGGAGGGCGCAGAGGGAAGGGGACCCCGGCGGGCCCCACAGCGCGGGCGGCGGGUGUCGGGCAGCGGCGGCUCGCCCCGGGGGCCAGGCUGGGAGCGACCACGGGCACGGCGCCCCGUCCCUCCCGUCCCGUGGCACGGGCGGCGCUCGGCUCCUCCCUCCCCCGCCCAGCGGCGGCUCGGGGCGGCCGGUGGCGGCGGCGGCUGUGCGCAUCACGGGCCACAUCAUCGCGGGGGCCGCCCGCUUCCGCGCCUGCUCAGUGGCGGCGGCGCUCACCUAGCGCGGAGCUGUCACCGCCGCCCGGCUGCUCCCGCCCCGCCGCAGCGAUGGAGCGCGACCCCGCCGCGCUGCCGGCACCGCUGUCGCCCAGAUCCAGUCUUGGUUAUGAAAUUGUUGAAGAUCUGAGAGCAAUGAAAAAACACUUUUACUUGGAAAAAAGGAACAUUUUGGUCCACGUGUAAGUGUGGCAAGUGGUGACUCAUCUGCAAGAUUUCUUGGCUGACAUCUGAAGAACGAAGUGCUUUUCAACCUAUACUUCUGUAGCACUAUGACUAACUGUAAAGGCAGAUCUACCAUCUCCAAAACAAAUAGCAAAGUCCAUGACAGAGAAGGCUUUGUAAACUGGACCAUAAAUCUUAAUACAAUUCAGUCUGAUAAAUUUUUGAGACUGCUUUUAAGUAUGGUUCCUGUCGUUUACCAAGUAAACCAAGAGGAAAGACACAAAAAGGUGAACGGGGUCUGGCAAGAUGGAUUGCAACCAGCAGGACACAAUUUUAAUGUCAGGUCUGACCAGCACACAGAGUACCAUCACUUCUCAGAACCAAGCUUUCAUGGUAGCAAUGGACAGAGCCCAUCCACCUGUAGCCCUAAAUACGAUGAUUUUACCAGUUACAGUUACUGUGAUGGAAUGGAUGCUUCAGAAACAGAUGCCAUGUUGCAGGAUGACACUCUCUCCAGUGACAGUAAUGAAGAUGUCAUCGUGGAAGGAAGGAGGAAACAACCCAAAGAAUCGAGUAGUAUUAUGGCACUGCAGAUACUUGUACCUUUUUUGCUAGCAGGGUUUGGAACUGUUUCUGCUGGAAUGGUUUUGGAUAUUGUACAGCACUGGGAUGUGUUCAAGAAUGUUAGUGAAGUCUUUAUCUUGGUUCCUGCACUUCUUGGUCUCAAAGGAAAUUUGGAAAUGACCUUGGCAUCCAGGCUAUCAACUGCUGUAAAUGUUGGAAAAAUGGAUUCUCCCAUUGAGAAAUGGAACCUAAUAAUUGGCAAUUUGGCCUUAAAACAGGUUCAGGCAACAGUAGUUGGUUUUCUGGCAGCAGUGGCAGCAGUCAUAUUGGGCUGGAUUCCAGAAGGCAAAUACCGCUUUGAUCAUUCAGUCCUUUUGUGUUCUAGCAGUGUAGCAACUGCCUUCAUAGCUUCUCUUUUACAAGGAGUGAUAAUGGUUGGAGUUAUUGUUGGAUCUAAGAAGACUGGUAUUAAUCCUGACAACGUUGCCACUCCUAUAGCAGCAAGUUUUGGAGACCUCAUCACCCUUGCCAUACUAGCAUGGAUAAGUCAGGGUCUGUACACUUGCCUUGAGACAUAUUACUAUGUAUCUCCUUUGGUUGCUGCCUUUUUUUUGGCUCUGACUCCGAUGGGGAUUGUCAUAGCUGCCAAACACCCAGCUACCAGAACUGUCCUCCAUUCAGGAUGGGAGCCUGUUAUAACUGCUAUGAUUAUCAGCAGUAUUGGUGGCCUUAUUCUGGACACAACUGUAUCUGAUCCCAACUUGGUUGGAAUUGUUGUUUAUACCCCAGUAAUUAAUGGUAUUGGUGGCAAUCUAGUAGCUAUUCAAGCUAGCAGAAUUUCUACCUACCUCCAUUUACAUAGCAUUCCUGGAGAGCUGCCAGAGGAGGCCAAGGGUUGCCAUUACCCAUGCAGAACAUACUGUGGCACAGGAGUAAAUAACAAAUCAGCCCAAGUUCUGCUUCUCUUGGUGAUUCCUGGACACCUGAUUUUCUUGUACACUAUCCACUUAAUGAAAAGCGGACAUACUUCCUUAACCCCCAUCUUUAUUGCAGUGUAUUUAUUUGCAGCUCUGCUACAGGUGUUUACUCUGUUGUGGAUUGCUGACUGGAUGGUGCACCACUUCUGGAAAAAAGGAAAAGACCCUGACAGUUUUUCUAUCCCUUAUCUUACUGCACUGGGAGAUCUGCUUGGAACUGCCUUAUUAGCCAUAGGUUUUCAUUUUCUGUGGCUCAUAGGUGACAGAGAUGGUGAUGUUGGUGACUAAUUAUUCCAACAGACGCAAUGACUUUUCCUGGAAUAUCGACAAGACCGAUCACUCCACUUGAGGGUCCUCAAAGUGUUUGUUCCUUUUGGUCUAAGUAAAUCCAGUUGAUACAGACAUAAAAGAGCCUUAAUGCUUUUAGUUUGGUUUGCUUUUAAAAACUUGGAUGGAACUAUGAUACCUGAGAGCUUUAUUCUGAAACCAAUGUGAAUUGGUGGUAGCUUAAAGAUAUUUGAGUAGACACAAUGAAGGGCAGAUAAAUCCUUUUACCAAGUUUUAAAUUGCCUGAAGAGUUGAAGAUAUCUUCUUGCCUUGCAAUUUCAGUGCUGCAGCUCUCUGACCACUGCAUACUUGAUACCAGUAACGACUGUUAUGGUCCACACAUUUUGUCACAGGCUUUAUUUUCUGUAGAAGAAUAUGACCUUCAGCGUUUAUAAAAUUAGACACUUGAAAAGUGUCUGCAGGACUGAGCCCAUUUUCUUUGUGCUAAAAUGAGCAACCUAAUUAUUUUGCUGUUGGGAUUUAUUAGAACAAAAAUAAUAAAGGCAAAUAAUAAUA
Molecule: messenger RNA, 2828 nt
Organism: Prinia subflava (tawny-flanked prinia)
Lineage: Eukaryota; Metazoa; Chordata; Aves; Passeriformes; Cisticolidae
Gene: SLC41A2
Product: solute carrier family 41 member 2
Exons: 11
Coding region: 552-2273 (573 amino acids)
Biological process (GO): monoatomic cation transport
Cellular component (GO): plasma membrane
Molecular function (GO): monoatomic cation transmembrane transporter activity
Source: RefSeq, a predicted model, not a curated record